Plasmodium gallinaceum is the source of this 3093-nucleotide messenger RNA. Its product is annotated as parasite-infected erythrocyte surface protein, putative. Gene Ontology annotation, molecular function: glycosyltransferase activity. The transcript has a single exon. Lineage: Eukaryota; Apicomplexa; Aconoidasida; Haemosporida; Plasmodiidae. The record is from RefSeq and is a predicted model, not a curated record. The coding region runs from base 1 to 3093 and encodes 1030 amino acids. Gene Ontology annotation, cellular component: membrane.
AUGAAAAUGAGAAUAAUAUUGAUUUUAUUUAUUUUAAAUGUGUUAGUAAAAUGUUCGAAUAUAAAGGAAAGAUUGUUUAAUAAUAUAAAAAAGAGAACAAAGUUUUUAUUAUUAAAUGAACCAAUUGUUCAUUUAAGUUUUAGUGAAAAUUUAAUUCAUAGUUUAGUAUUUGAUUUAGAAAAUGAUAAAAAUUUAUAUACAUUAGAUGAAACUCUAUUAAAUCUUGAAAACAUAAACCACUCUUCUAUUUUUCGUUUAUUAGUGGACACCUAUAAAAAAAUAGAAGAAGAUAAAGAUGAUAGAGAAAAUAUUCGUUAUAUAUUUCUUUUAACGUCUUUUUCUAGAAUACACCCACUUAACCUUGAGUACUUUUUAAGAAAAUUAGAUAAAUAUAUAUAUAAUGAAUCCAUAUACAAAAAAGGGAAUAUUAAUAUAAAGGAAAUAUUAAAUGAAUACAAUAAUGAAAUAAAAGAAAAAAUGGAAGAAAAAGAAGAAAUAAAGAAAAAAAACGGUGAACAAAUUAAUAUAAAUGAUAUAGAAAAAAUAAUCAGAAAUGAAAAAAUUUUUUUUUUAAAUAAUGAUGAUAAAGGUAGUGAUAAAUAUGUUAUAAAAGACAGCAUUUAUAAUGGAUUAUUUAUUGGUUAUGGGUUAAAUGAUGAAUCUCCUUCUAUUAUUCAUCACUAUAAUUUAGAUAAUAAUUUCUAUUUUCCAUAUUUUAAUAGCGGUGUUUUAAUAGAUAUAACAUUAUUAAGAAAUAUUUAUAAAAAAUCACUUACAUUAACAAAUUUUGAAAUUAUCAAUAUAGAUUACAUUUAUGAGGUAUCACAAUUUCUUAAAGAAAAUUUGAAUGUAAAAUUAACAACUUUUCAAAAUACAUGCUUAAAUGAUGAAAAAAACAUACACUUAUUAGAUAACGAUUUAAAUAACUUUGAAUUAUAUAAAUAUUAUCAAGUGUUAUACUUAUUCAAAGAUCUCAAAGAAAAACCACAAAAAGAUAAUAAUGAGAAUAAUCAAAAUAUCGAAAUAAAAAAUGAUAAAGAAAAUAAUACAGAAAAAAAUUAUAAUCAGAAGAAUGAAGAUAAUGAACUAGCAGAAUUAAUUUUAUCUUAUUUUAAUAUUUUCUAUCCAAUAUCUACUUGUAUUAGUUAUUCUAUAAGAUCAAGAAAUGAAUCAUUACUUGGAUAUGAUAAAUUUCAUCUUAUGAACAUUGAAAAUGACACAAAGUUGGAAAAUUAUAUUAAAGAAACAGAAGAUAUAACAUUUAGUAAUAUAGAUGAGUAUAAAAUGAAAUUAAACAAAGUUAACAAUAAAUAUGAUUAUUUAUUAGACGAAAAUGAAAACACAUUGGGAUAUAAAAAUAUUUUAAUUGGUGUAAAAACCAGUAUAAACACAGAAGAAAGAAUACCUUAUAUAAAAAAUACUUAUGAUAAUGAAGAAAAUACAAAAAGAAUUUUUAAUAAUUUUAAUUAUGAAAGUAAAAUAAAAGAAAAACAACAUGGAAUUUUAAGUAAUGAAUUUUUAAAUAAUGUUUUUCAUUCUGAACGUAUUAAUAUAGAUGUUAUAUAUAUGUCUGACAAAAAAAGCACUAAGUAUGAUAAUUUAUAUAUGGAUACAAAAAUUACUUCGAAAGAUGGAUUGUGUGAAAAAUUAAAACAUAUGAUUUUUUAUUUUUAUGAAGAAUAUGUAAAAAAAAAUUCAGAAAAAAAAUAUUUUUUUAUUGCUGAUGAUGACACUUAUGUAAAUGUUAAAAAUUUAAUUGAUGUAAUGAAUUUAACUUUGAAUGAGUGUGAGCAUUCAAAAAAAUAUAUGUAUAACAAAUACAUAAAAUCAUACGAAUUUUUAGAAGAAAAUGAACCUUUUUUUCUUCAAAAUUUUCAAAAUAAAUCUAUAAUUUUAUAUCAAUACUUAAAAAAUAACUUUUUAAAAACUAUUAAUUCACUGAAAAAAUAUGAUUAUGUACCAAAAUAUUGUAUUAAUAAGUCAGGUAGAAAUAAUAGUGCUAUACCUAUAUAUGUAGGACAGAGAUAUUCCUAUAAUUCUUUUUCUGAAAAAAAUUAUUAUGACUACUUAACAGGUGGAGCAGGUAUAUUAAUUAAUGAAGAAACAGCAAAACGAAUAUAUAUGUGCGAUAGUUGUAUAUGUCCUACAAAAAAUUCCUUCAUGGAUGAUAUGAUUUUAGGAAGUUGGGCAAAAGAAUUAGAAAUUUUAGCUAUAAAUUUUGAAGGAUUUUUUCAAAACAAUCCUAAUGAAUACAACAAAAUAUAUUUAAAUACUAUUGUUCCUAUUACUUAUCAUAAAUUAAAUAAAGACAAAAAUGUAGAAGAAACAAAAAAAGUUUAUUUUGAUAAAUUAGUAAAUUAUAAUAAAAAUUAUACUAGUACUAAGAGUUUACAAGUUGAUUAUUUAGAUAGAAAUUAUAAAAAUAUGAUUGAUAAUAUCUUUCAUUAUUUAUAUUAUACUAAUAUAUAUACUAUUGAAUCGAAUAAAAACAUAAUUAAUAUGAAUAAGAAAAUUUAUAAUAAAAUGCAUGAAAGCAAAAAUUUCAAUCAUUUAUUUGAUUUGAACAAAUUUUUUAAAAAACAAAUAAAUGAUUAUGAGCAUUUGCAAACUAGUGGAACUUAUAAAAGUAAAAAAAAGAUAAAAAAGGGAUAUUCUAAUAAUUACAUUGAGAAAAACAAUAGUAAUUUAUCUGAUUUAAAGUGGCAAAAGGAUGAAAAUGAAAGUAAGAGUAGUUAUGAUAGUGAAGAAUAUUUGAAUGAAUAUGAUGAUGAAAUAAUAGGGGACUAUAAUGAAGAUAAUGAUGAAAAUGAAGAAGAAAAUAAAAAUGAGGAUGAAAAUGAAGAUGAAAAUGAAGAUGAAUAUGAAGAUUAUGAAGAUUACGAUGAUUAUUAUGAAUAUCUGGAAAAAAUACACACUAAAAAAAAUUUGAGUAAUAAUGAAAAUAAAGUAGAAAAAAAUGAGUAUUUAAUGAAAGAACACCAAACAAAUAAUGAUAAGGAAUUAAUGAAUAAUCAUCCUACAGAAGAUAAUAAAAUUAAAAAUGAAAAAAACUAUGAAGUUAAUCAGUAUGAAGAUUAUUAUGAAGAAUUGUAA